Messenger RNA from Lathyrus sativus (Indian pea), 1059 nucleotides. The record is from the annotation of a GenBank genome assembly. NCBI's taxonomy places the organism in Eukaryota, Viridiplantae, Streptophyta, Magnoliopsida, Fabales, Fabaceae.
AUGAAGAAAAUGAUAGCAAUAGGUUUUGAAGGUUCAGCAAACAAAAUAGGUGUUGGAAUAGUAACCCUAGAUGGAACAAUUCUUUCAAAUCCACGCCAUACCUAUAUAACUCCACCAGGUCAAGGUUUUCUACCAAGAGAAACAGCGCAACAUCAUUUUCAACACGUUCUUCCACUUGUUAAAGCGGCUUUGGAAACAGCACAGGUUACUCCACAAGAUAUAGACUGCAUUUGUUACACCAAAGGUCCUGGUAUGGGAGCUCCAUUGCAAGUUUCUGCUAUUGUAGUUCGUGUGCUUUCGAUGCUUUGGAAGAAACCAAUUGUUGGUGUUAAUCAUUGUGUGGCGCAUAUUGAAAUGGGUAGGGUUGUAACAGGGGCUGAUGACCCUGUUGUUUUGUAUGUUAGUGGUGGUAAUACUCAGGUUAUUGCUUAUAGUGAAGGGCGGUACCGUAUUUUUGGGGAGACUAUUGAUAUUGCUGUUGGGAAUUGUUUGGAUCGGUUUGCGAGGGUGUUGACACUUUCUAAUGAUCCUAGUCCUGGAUAUAACAUUGAGCAGCUUGCAAAGAAAGGAGAGCAAUUUAUAGAUCUUCCUUAUGUUGUCAAAGGGAUGGAUGUAUCUUUUAGUGGAAUAUUGAGCUAUAUUGAAGCAACUGCUAAUGAAAAGCUAAAGAAUAAUGAGUGCACACCUGCAGAUUUAUGCUACUCUCUGCAGGAAACACUGUUUGCCAUGCUGGUGGAGAUAACUGAGCGUGCCAUGGCUCACUGUGACACAAAAGACGUUCUUAUAGUUGGAGGUGUAGGUUGCAAUGAGCGCCUACAAGAGAUGAUGAGAACAAUGUGCUCUGAACGUGGUGGAAGGUUGUUUGCUACUGAUGAUAGAUACUGUAUUGAUAAUGGUGCAAUGAUAGCUUAUACUGGUCUUCUUGAAUUUGCCCAUGGUGCGUCGACUGCACUGGAGGAUUCUACAUUCACCCAGCGGUUCCGGACAGAUGAAGUCAAAGCCAUAUGGAGAGAAGCAAAUUUGGCAAAAUCAAAUAGUCUUGUGGACAAAAGUAUUUGA